AUGCCUCGGGGUCAGAAGAGUAAGCUUCGUGCCCGUGAAAAACGCCGCCAGGCUCGAGAACAGCCCAGUGGUCUGGUGGAAGCUCAGGCCACUGUAGCAGAGGAAGAAGAGUCCCCUUCCUCCCCAUCUCCUCAUUUCAAAGAUGUUCCCCAGAGCUCACCUGCCACUGGAGCACCCAGCAGUCUCCAAGUGUCUGGGAGAGUCCGUUCCGCCACCACUACUGCUGCAGCUGUUUCAAGCAUAAGAUUUAACGAAGGUGCUGACAAUCAAGGGGGGGAAAGGCCAAAAGCCUCCCAGGCAGGUACCACUCAGCACUGGCCCAGAGGCCCUAUUGACAAGAAGGUUGUUAUGUUGGUGCAUUACCUUCUGUACAAGUAUCAAAUGAAAGAGCCCGUUACCAAGGCGGAUAUGCUGAGAAAUGUAAUACAGAUGUACAAGAAUCACGUCUAUGAGAUCCUCAGGAAAGCCUCUGAGCAUCUGGAGCUGGUCUUUGGCCUUGACAUGAAGGAAGUGGAUCCCAACAGGAAUACUUAUGUCCUUGUCAAUAAACUGGAACUAAGCUAUGAUGCAAAGCCGAGUGAUGACAGAGAGGUUCCCAAGACUGGUGUGCUGAUGACUGUUCUGGGCGUGAUCUUCACGAAGGGCAACUGCGCCACUGAGGAGCAAGUCUGGGAAGUGCUGAAUAUAAUGGGGUUAUAUGCUGGGAGGAAUAACUUCAUCUGUGGGGAGCCCAAGAAGCUCAUCGCCAAAGAUUUAGUGCAGGAAAGGUACCUGGAGUACUGCCAGGUGGCCAACAGCGAUCCUCCACGCUAUGAGUUCCUGUGGGGCCCGAGAGCCCAUGCUGAAACCGGCAAGAUGAAAGUGCUGGAGGUUCUGGCCAAGAUCCAUGAUACGGUCCCCACUGCCUUCCCAUCCUGGUAUGAAGAGGCUUUGAGAGAUGAGGGAGAGAGAGCCCGAGCCAGGGCUGCAGCCAGGGCUCAUACUGCUGCCCUGGCCAGCGUGCACUCCAGGGCCAUAGCCAGCAGCUUUUCCUGCCCUGAGUGA
This is a messenger RNA of Eubalaena glacialis (North Atlantic right whale), 1044 nucleotides long. Its product is annotated as melanoma-associated antigen B10-like. Gene Ontology annotation, cellular component: nucleus. Lineage: Eukaryota; Metazoa; Chordata; Mammalia; Artiodactyla; Balaenidae. The record is from RefSeq and is a predicted model, not a curated record. Gene Ontology annotation, biological process: negative regulation of transcription by RNA polymerase II.